UGAAGCUGCACAUGCGGCUGCUCCCUGUUCCGUCCCGCCCAGCCACAGUCGCGCAGGAACGGGUCCCUGCAGCCCCCAGCCGAUGGCAGGACAGUAGCCGCCUGUCAGGGGUCGUGAAAGGCUGAGGCAGACGAAGCGGCUCCCUGGCCUCAGAGAUUGGGUGUCUCCGGAGGCCAUGGGCUACCCCGAGGUAGAGCGCAGGGAAUCCUUGCCUGCGGCAGCGGCAGCGGCAGCGCCACCGCCACGGGAGCAGGGGAGCCAGGGCUGCGGCUGUCGCGGGGCCCCUGCCCGGGCAGCCGAAGGGAACAGCUGCCGGCUCUUCCUGGGUUUCUUUGGCCUCUCGCUGGCCCUCCACCUGCUGACGUUGUGUUGCUACCUAGAGUUGAGGUCUGAAUUGAGGCGGGAACGGGGUGCCGAGUCCCGCCUUAGCGGCUUGGGCACCCCUGGCACCUCUGGCACCCUGAGCAACCCUAGUGGCCUCGACCCCAAUGGUCCCAUCACUCACCACCUCGGGCCGUCACCUGAGCAGCAGCCGUUGGAACCAGGUGAAACCACACUCGCCCCUGACUCCCAGGACCGGCACCAGAUGGCCCUGAUGAAUUUCUUCUUCCCUGAUGAAAAAUCAUACUCUGAAGAGGAAAAUAGGCGUGUUCGCCGCAAUAAAAGAAGCAAAAGCAGUGAAGGUACAGACGGUCCAGUUAAAAACAAAAAGAAGGGAAAGAAGGCAGGGCCACCUGGGCCCAAUGGUCCCCCAGGACCUCCAGGACCUCCAGGACCCCAGGGACCCCCAGGAAUCCCAGGAAUUCCUGGCAUUCCAGGAACAACUGUUAUGGGACCACCUGGUCCUCCUGGCCCUCCAGGUCCUCAAGGACCCCCUGGCCUCCAGGGACCUUCUGGUGCUGCGGAUAAAGCUGGAACAAGAGAGAACCAGCCAGCUGUGGUGCACCUACAGGGCCAAGGGUCAGCAAUUCAAGUCAAGAAUGAUCUUUCAGGUGGAGUGCUCAAUGACUGGUCUCGCAUCACUAUGAACCCCAAGGUGUUUAAGCUACAUCCCCGCAGCGGGGAGCUGGAGGUGUACUACAUCAACUUCACUGACUUUGCCAGCUAUGAGGUGGUGGUGGAUGAGAAGCCCUUCCUCCAGUGCACGCGCAGCAUCGAGACAGGCAAGACCAACUACAACACUUGCUAUACAGCAGGCGUCUGCCUCCUCAAGGCGCGCCAGAAGAUCGCCGUGAAGAUGGUGCACGCCGACAUUUCUAUCAAUAUGAGCAAGCACACCACUUUCUUUGGGGCCAUCAGGCUGGGAGAAGCCCCUGCAUCCUAGAUUUUCCCCAUUUUGCCCCUACCCAUAUGCCCCUGCCCCAGGUUUGGGAGCCUGGACUCCCAGAACCUCUAAGUGCUGCUGGUGGAUUGAGGUAUAUUGGCAUUGCAGCCACAGAGAGGAAAUGCACCCCCACCCCCACCCCCACCCCAGUGCUAUUUAUUCCCGCGGUGACUCCAGGAUGACCAGGCCUGCUUGACUUUCCAGAAUGACCUUGAGUUAACAGGACAGUUGAUGGAGCCCCAGGAUUUCCAAGAAGCAAAAUCUUCUUAGGCUCCAUGUUGACUGGCUUAUGGCAUGAUUCUUCAACCCCAAGGUCCCUCUUGUGAGACUUACUGAUUGUUGCACUAAAAUGAGGACCCAGGGAGCAAGCUAGAGAAAGCAAAGGUGCACUCCACAU
Molecule: messenger RNA, 1721 nt
Organism: Dipodomys ordii (Ord's kangaroo rat)
Lineage: Eukaryota; Metazoa; Chordata; Mammalia; Rodentia; Heteromyidae
Gene: Eda
Product: ectodysplasin A
Exons: 8
Coding region: 176-1324 (382 amino acids)
Biological process (GO): animal organ development; immune response
Cellular component (GO): membrane
Molecular function (GO): death receptor binding; death receptor agonist activity; tumor necrosis factor receptor binding
Source: RefSeq, a predicted model, not a curated record